Molecule: messenger RNA, 1893 nt
Organism: Physeter macrocephalus (sperm whale)
Lineage: Eukaryota; Metazoa; Chordata; Mammalia; Artiodactyla; Physeteridae
Gene: SAMD1
Product: sterile alpha motif domain containing 1
Exons: 6
Coding region: 27-1316 (429 amino acids)
Molecular function (GO): protein binding; DNA binding
Source: RefSeq, a predicted model, not a curated record
CGGUGCAGCCGGGCCGGGCGGGAGGCAUGGCGGGGCCCCCGGCCCUACCCCCGCCGGAGACGGCGGCGGCCGCCACCACGGCAGCCGCUGCCUCGUCGUCCGCCGCUUCCCCGCACUACCAAGAGUGGAUCCUGGACACCAUCGACUCGCUGCGCUCGCGCAAGGCGCGGCCGGACCUGGAGCGCAUCUGCCGGAUGGUGCGGCGGCGGCACGGCCCGGAGCCGGAGCGCACGCGCGCCGAGCUCGAGAAACUGAUCCAGCAGCGCGCCGUGCUCCGGGUCAGCUACAAGGGGAGCAUCUCGUACCGCAACGCGGCGCGCCCGCCGCUGCCGCCGCCGCCACAGCCGCCGGCGCCGCCACAGCAGCAGCAGCCGCCGCCGCCGCCGCAGCCACAGCAGCCGCCGGAGGGGGGCGCGGCGCGGGCCGGCGGCCCGGCGCGGCCCGUGAGCCUGCGGGAAGUCGUGCGCUACCUCGGGGGCAGCGGCGGCGCCGGUGGCCGCCUAACCCGCGGCCGCGUGCAAGGGCUGCUAGAAGAGGAGGCGGCGGCGCGGGGCCGCCUGGAGCGCACCCGCCUCGGAGCGCUCGCGCUGCCCCGCGGGGACAGGCCCGGGCGGGCACCAUCGGCUGCCAGCGCCCGCGCGUCGCGGAGCAAGAGAGGUGGCGAAGAGCGAGUGCUUGAGAAGGAAGAGGAGGAUGAAGAUGAUGAAGAUGAAGAUGAUGAAGACGAAGUGUCUGAGGGCUCCGAGGUGCCCGAGGGUGACCGUCCUGCAGGUGCCCAGCACCAGCAGCUUAAUGGCGAGCGGGGCCCUCAGAGUGCCAAGGAGAGGAUCAAGGAGUGGACACCCUGUGGACCCCACCAGGGCCAGGAUGAAGGGCGGGGGCCAGCACCAGGCAGUGGCACCCGACAGGUGUUCUCCAUGGCCGCCAUGAAUAAGGAAGGGGGAUCGGCCUCUGCUGCCACUGGGCCAGACUCCCCAUCCCCCGUGCCUUUGCCCCCAGGAAAACCAGCCCUACCUGGGGCUGAUGGGACCCCCUUUGGCUGUCCUUCUGGGCGCAAGGAGAAGCCGGCUGAUCCUGUGGAGUGGACAGUGACAGAUGUGGUAGAGUACUUCACCGAGGCCGGCUUCCCCGAGCAGGCAACAGCUUUCCAAGAGCAGGAAAUCGAUGGCAAGUCUUUGCUGCUCAUGCAGCGCACAGAUGUGCUGACCGGCCUGUCCAUCCGCCUCGGCCCAGCCCUGAAAAUCUACGAGCACCACAUCAAGGUGCUGCAGCAAGGCCACUUUGAGGAUGACGACCCCGAUGGCUUUCUAGGCUGAGCGCCAAGCCUCACCCCUGCCCCAACCCAUUCCAGUCCCCAUCUUACCCAAGACCCCCAGAGUCCGGGAGCUGGUCGGGGACACCCUCAGCCCUCAUAACAGAUUCCAGUGAGGGGGCAUUCCUACUCAUCUUUUCCCUGUGUCUCCCCAACACACACACCUCUGGCCCCCAGGACAUCCUGUACUCCAUGAUAGAGGAGUGUCGGGUGGGACAGAGCCUACUCAUUUCACCCCAGGAGGCCAACCCUCCCCCUCACCCAGUCUGGGACAUUUUUGAAAAAAAUAAAAUGGGGGCUUCCCAUCUUCCCUAGAUCCUCUUCAGUUCAGCCAGAUGUUUCCUAUAUAAAUGUUUUAUUCUGUCUGUUCAUUUUGGUGGGUGGCCGUUCCUCCCUCCCCCACCACCCAGGCCCCUUCCCAGUCCCUGGCCUCCAGCCCCUGGGAGCAGCUGGGAGGGGGUCCCUGGAUCCUCCUUACCCCUCCCAUUUCUUUCUGUUCAUUGUCGCUCCAGCUGGCUGUAUUGCUUUUUAAUAUUGCACCGAAGGUUUUUUAAAUAAAAUUUUAAAAAAAAGAGAGAAGA